AGUUUCAGCAUAUUUAAUUUUUUUGUAAUUACUAAUCCACAGUCUCAAUGACGAUAAACCUCUCUCAGUCUUCCCAGAGUCCCUCGCAUUCAGGAAAGGUGUGUGAGAAGGAGAACAUGACCUCUACAGCUCUGUGCAACUACAGCCCGUCACGGCCGUCCCGUUCAUCCAGCAUGUCUUCUCUGCUCCCCGCUGGAACCUCCGCCGCCUUGUCCUUCUUUGUCAAGGCUGCACAAAAGUUGAAUGGGAUGGUCAGGAGAGGAAGGUCGUUCUCAGAAAGCGGCGCUUCUCCACAUCUGACAAACUUUAGUGGUGUCCUGCAGAAAUCUCCUCCUCCAGCACCGGCCAGCAUCUUUCAAACCGCUGGGAAAGGCAAGGAAACUUCUGGGAUGGGAAAGGUAUGGCUGAACACUCUGAAUUGUGGUUGUUAUUUAAUGUAAAGUAGUAAUGAAACAUCAAACAAUGUAUGGGUGAUCAAACAACUAUUAAGCACC
Molecule: messenger RNA, 494 nt
Organism: Danio rerio (zebrafish)
Lineage: Eukaryota; Metazoa; Chordata; Actinopteri; Cypriniformes; Danionidae
Source: RefSeq, a predicted model, not a curated record